Gracilinanus agilis (Agile Gracile Mouse Opossum) is the source of this 2078-nucleotide messenger RNA. RefSeq names its product CD82 molecule (gene CD82). The coding region runs from base 1 to 777 and encodes 258 amino acids. NCBI's taxonomy places the organism in Eukaryota, Metazoa, Chordata, Mammalia, Didelphimorphia, Didelphidae. Gene Ontology annotation, cellular component: membrane. The record is from RefSeq and is a predicted model, not a curated record. The transcript is spliced from 8 exons.
AUGGCCAUGUCCUCUCACAAGUUUGCCACAAUCUUGGGAGCUGUGAUUCUCGGCUUCGGAAUCUGGAUCCUGGCUGACAGAAGCAGCUUCAUCUCUGUUCUUCAGACCUCGAACAACCUGAAGAUUGGGGCAUAUGUCUUCAUCGGGGUCGGGGCCGUGACCAUGAUCAUGGGUUUCUUGGGUUGCAUUGGUGCCGUCAAUGAGAUUCGAUGCCUCUUAGGGCUGUACUUUACUGCCCUCCUUCUGAUCCUCGUGGCCCAGGUGACAGCUGGAGUUCUUGUCUACUUCCACAAAGACAAGGUCAAGGAAGAGAUGAGCACCAUUGUGAACAAUCUGAUUUUGAACUACGAUCCUGACAACUAUCAACAGGCAGCUGUUCAAGAGACCUGGGAUUAUGUACAGUCACAGGUGAAAUGCUGUGGCUGGACUAGCUAUCUUAACUGGACAGAGAAUAUCAACCUCAUGAAUAGGACAGUCACCACCUACCCUUGUUCCUGUAACAAUGAGUCAUUCUCUGUAAUGGAGGAGGGGAAUGUGAUCAAGAAUGGCUUCUGCGAGAUCUUCAACAAUACCCAGAGCAAUAAUGACCCCAAGGACUGGCCUGUUUACACUGAGGGCUGCAUGGAGAAAGUUCAGAUGUGGCUACAGGAUAAUCUUGGCAUCAUUCUUGGAGUCUGCAUUGGUGUUGCUGUCAUUGAGCUCCUGGGGAUGAUGCUGUCCAUCUGUCUGUGCCGACACAUCCAUUCAGAAGACUACAGCAAGGUCCCCAAGUACUGAGGUGGCUUCGAUUGCCUCCUGCCAUGGAGAGCUCUGGACUCUAGCUUUCUUUGGAGCCUCCAUGGCUCCCAGCAAAUUAUAUUCCACCCCUUCCCGAGUUUGUGGCUUUCCCACUCUCCCUAUUGACACUUCCCUCAAAUCUGGGAAGCUCCAGACCCUGGGCUCCUCCUGAUGGGCCUCGUUUGAAGAAACUUCCCUUCCUCCCCCCGGCCUGAUCCCUUCCUGCCUCGGCCCCUCCUCAGAACUCUUAGAUGACCACUUGGAAAGGUUGUGUCUUCCUACUCUGGUUGGCGGUGGAGAGACUUCUUGCAUCUUUUAUCUGUCUAUCUCCUUUUGACCCUCAGCUCCUUCUGCCCUGACUUCCGUCAAGGUUUUUUUUAUUGAUAAAAAGCAUUUAAUUCCUUCACACUCCUAACCAGCCACAGUUUGGCAUGUGUUAUUCAGAAGAAUGGGCCACCCCUUCUCCUUUCCACAGGCUAGAGUGGAGUCCCAUUGCCUUCCUCCCUGGGGGGACCGUGAAAUAGGGCUUGUGACUAGGGGCUGCCAAAGGGCCAUCUCCAGAUAUCUCAGGUGUGUCUCUUCAAUGGAUGGACUGCUUUUUUUUCCAAUAAGUUCCUGUCCUGUCAUUUAAGUCCCCCCCCACCCACCCAACCUCAGUGCCUAGACGUCCCCUUGAUACCACCUGAGUACCACUGUUGUGCUAACUCAGCUGGAAGAUGUGCCGUUGGCCAAGGCCUGGCACAAACCCAAUGGGAAUCAGGUCUGCGUGACCAGGGCUAGGCCUUGGCAGCCAAAAAAGAAAAAAAAAAAGGCUUGCCCAUCUGGUGCGGCUGAAUAAAGGUCUCACCAACCUAGCACUCCCAGUCUAAGAACAGAAGGGAGGGGGUCCUGGCUUCCCAGAGAAAUCUGCCUUCCUUAUAUGAGCUCCAAAUACUCAGGAGACACCUGAGAAGACAGUAGUGCCUGGCUAUGAGUGUGUAUCUGUGUGAAUACGUGUAUGGGGAGAGGGAUGAUGGGAGGGGAGGGGUGGCCCUUGGGUCCCCAAAAGGUGGAAUGGCAACUAAAUUAGCCUGAAAUUUUUGUAACUAGUAGCUUCCUGGAGAAGCAGGAAAUACAUUGGCCUCCUUCUCUAAGAAGCUAGGUCCCUUUUUCAGGCAGCAACUUCCCUCCCCCUGAGAGGAGCCCCAAGGCCAUGGUGUGGAGGUGGGGCGGGGGAAGUUCUGCAUGUACAGACCUGCAAAACUCAGAUCUAAAUAAGAGAUGGAGAGCUUAGAAAUAAAGUGGAUUUGUAACAAAUCGGA